Terrapene triunguis (Three-toed box turtle) is the source of this 1222-nucleotide messenger RNA. It is a transcript of the gene OVCA2, whose product is annotated as OVCA2 serine hydrolase domain containing. The coding region runs from base 1 to 672 and encodes 223 amino acids. Lineage: Eukaryota; Metazoa; Chordata; Testudines; Emydidae. The record is from RefSeq and is a predicted model, not a curated record. Gene Ontology annotation, biological process: response to retinoic acid. Gene Ontology annotation, cellular component: nucleus; cytoplasm. The transcript is spliced from 2 exons.
AUGUCCGGGGGGAAGCGGCCGCUCCGGCUCCUGGGUCUCCAUGGUUACCGCCAGAACCAGCGCAGCUUCCACGAGCGGACCGGGGCGCUGCGCAAAGCGCUGCGGGGCCGCGCGGAGCUGGUGAGCGUGAGCGCGCCCCACCCGGUCCCGGGGCCCGCGCCCGAGCACGGUAACCCGGCCCCGGAGCCGGAGGACGCCGCGCCCCGCGGCUGGUGGUUCUCCAGGUCGCGGGAGGAGACGUUCGACGCCCUGGAGGAAGCCGCCGCGUGCAAGGGGCUGGACGAGUCCCUGGACACGGUGGCGCGGGCGCUCGCGGAGCAGGGGCCCUUCGACGGGCUGCUGGGCUUCAGCCAGGGCGCGGCGCUGGCGGCCAUGGUCUGCGCCCUGAAGCAGCGCGGGGACGCGCGGUUCCCCUUUGAGUUCGCUAUCGUGGUUGCCGGCUUCAGGAGCCGGGCUGCCCCGCACAGCGGCUACUACCGGGAGCCCAUUGCCGUGCCCACGCUCCAUGUGCUGGGGGACACGGACCGGGUCAUCCCGCCGGGACUGAGCAGGGAGCUGGCGUCCCACUUCGUCGAUCCAGCAGUCCUCACCCAUCCCGGGGGACACUUCGUCCCUGCCGCUGCUCCCCAGAAGAGAGCCUAUCUGGAGUUUUUGGGCAAGUUUUUGAAAUAAAAGAGGCGGGACCUGCCCUUGGGCAUGGAGGGGAGGAGGCUAAAGGCGCUCCCUUGACUUAGAUGACCCAAGAGAAAGUUGAGGGGAUGUGAUCACUGUCUAGAAGUACCUACACGGGGAGAAGAUUUCUGAUAAGCAGAGGGCUCUUUAAUCUAGCCGAUAAACGAUAAUAAGAUCCAGUAAUUGGAAGCUGAAGCCAGACAAAUUCAGACUAGAAAUAAGGCACAAAUUUUAACACACUAACAACCAUUGGACCAUUUUACCUAGGGUUGUGGCGGAUUCUCUGGCACAUGGACUCUAAAUCAAUACUAAAUUUAAAAAAAUAAAUAUUAGAUGGCUUUAUAAAAGAUACUCUUGAAGCUACGGGUUUGGUGCAGGAAUCACUGGUUGAAAUUAAAUGUUUUGUGUUAUACUGGAGAACAAAUUAAAUGAUUGUACUAUUUCUGGUGUUAAAAAUCUACAACUCUUAUCAUGGGUCUUAUAGCACAGAAGAUGUGAGGCCAGGUGGAGUUUUGUCACAGGAGAUGGAUAUUUGGUGAUAUGAUCUAUA